AUGGAGGAGAUGGGGAUCAUUCGCCACUCGGACAGUCCUUGGGCAUUGCUGCUGCACAUGGUACCCAAGUCCUCAGGAGGUUGGAGGCCCAGCGGGGACUACAGGAGACUUAAUGACGCCACGACCGCCGACAGAUAUCCGGUGCCCCACAUCCAGGACUUCACAGCCAACCUCCUCGGGGCGACCAUCUUUUCAAUAAUCGAACUGGUCCGAGCCCCAGGGGUCAACUACACGGUGCUGGCGCAGGCACAACAUGCGGACAUUGAGAUCCCAGCCUAUCGCACCGCUGUUUCGGGACUCUGGCUGGAGGACAUCCCUGUCGGCGUGACAGCGGUUCGGCUCCUGUGCAACACGUCAACUGGCAGACCUCGGCCCGUGAGAGGCGACAAGGAGAGUGAUACCAUGAACCUCAUCACACCCAGUGAGUUGAAGGUUGAGAAUUAUGGCAGUUUGGACAAUGAGGAUGAUGAAGGAGAUGAUGCUGAGGAUGAAACCUUUGUGGAGUUGCAGGAGAUCAACAUUGAAAGUAAAAGAAUAGCAUCAAGUGCAAAAGAAGAAGAGAAAGUUAACUUUUUCCAUGAUGGCAAAACCAGAGUUGAUUUUGUCCUUGUUUGGGAAGAGGAACUACCAAAGUACUGUGAGAAACCAAGAGCUGAAAAUACGAGAAGCAAUGGUAAAAAGACCCAGGAGUUGAAGUUAACAAAACAAAUGGAGAAGACCAUAAAAUGGAGAACGAAGUUUGUGAAGAACCUUGGGAAGAGUGGCCUGGUCAUGGAAACGUUCGAGAGGCGGAGUGAGAGCAGCGUGAUCCAUUACAUCUUGCUGAACGCUCCCUGGGAAGUACUGUGCUAUCAUGCAGAGAAUUUAUGUCUGCGCGUUCCACUGCAGCUAUCAGAAAGAUGUAGCUCCAAUUGGUCACAGAGACUCCUAUCAAAGCUGGGAAUCCGCAAUAUCAUGUACCAAGACGUUCCUAACACUCCACCGGAAUAUUACACCUGUCAGUUUAGACUCUCCAAAUUGGAAAGGUACUUAAACAGAAACAAUCAAGAGGACUUCUUCUCUAACACACAAAGGCAUGAAAUAGUUUAUCAAAUAUUAGAAAAGACUGUUUAUGGAGUUCAGCGAAAGUCCCAGAUUGGUAUUGAAACCUCUUAAGUGAGCAAGGUGUUCUCUGCUGCAUUCCCCCUUCAUGAUGGUCCAUACAACCCCCCAAUGAACGACAUGUGUCCUGAGAAUCUCAGCCGCCGGCAGAUAUUGUACGAAUACUGGGCUCGUUGGGGCAAAUGGUACAAAUACCAGCCUCUGGACCACAUCCGGAAAUACUUCGGAGAGAAGAUUGCCUUUUACUUUGCAUGGAUUGGGUUUUACACGGGGUGGUUGUUGCCAGCAGCAGUUGUUGGAACUUUGGUCCUCAUUGUUGGGUUCUUCAUGUUGAUAGAUGACAUUCCUUCAAAGGAAAUCUGUGAAGAAGGAUCCAACUACAUCAUGUGUCCACUCUGUAAGAUCUGCAAGUCCUGGAAGCUCUCCAGCAUCUGCAACACCUUUAAGUUGGGCCAACUCUUUGACAAUGGGGGCACCGUGUUCUUCAGUAUCUUCAUGUCACUCUGGGCAGUAACAUUCCUCGAGUACUGGAAGAGGAAGACUGCAGUUCUGGCCUAUAAAUGGGAAUGUUUUGACUUUGAAGAAACUGAGGAGCGCCCCAGGCCUGAGUUUACAGUCAUGGCUCCCAUGACUAUAAAGAACCCAAUCACAGGGGUAGAGGAACCCUAUUUUCCAGAGAAGAACAGGCUAAGACGUGUUUUCACAAGCUCUAUGGUGAUUCUGCUCCUGGUUAUGGUGGUGGUGAUCUUCUUGAUUUCCAUCAUCCUGUACCGCACUAUUGUUAGUAUUCUCAUGUUUGAGUCUGGAAACACCAUCAUCAUGGCAACAGCUUCAAGGAUUGCAAGUUUAACUGGAUCAGUCGUCAACCUAUUAGUCAUUCUCCUCAUGGCUCGAGUAUAUACACAUCUAGCCCAUUUCCUAACCAAAUGGGAAAUGCAUAGGACUCAGAGCAAGUACGAAGAUGCCUUUGUCAUCAAGGUGUUUGUUUUUCAGUUUGUCAACUUCUACUCCUCACCCAUCUACAUUGCUUUCUUCAAGGGCCGGUUUAUUGGUUAUCCUGGAGACUAUAAAACACUGUUUGGAAUCAGGAACGAAGCUUGUGGAGCUGGUGGCUGUCUGAUCGAACUGGCUCAGGAAUUACUUAUUAUCAUGGUUGGAAAACAACUCAUUAAUAACGUACAGGAGUUUGUUAUCCCGAAGUUGAAACAUUGGUGGCAGAAUCGGAAAUUGGAGAGCACGGUCAAAGAUGAGGCCAAUCCAGUGCUUCAGCCCUGGGAGAAGGAUUAUGGGCUGCUUGUCUGUGAAGGACUCUUUGAUGAGUAUCUUGAGAUGGUCCUCCAGUUUGGAUUCAUCACCAUCUUCGUGGCUGCCUGCCCACUGGCCCCUUUAUUUGCCCUUCUCAAUAACUGGGUAGAAAUCCGCCUGGAUGCCAGCAAGUUUGUCUGCGAGUACCGGCGGCCAGUCGUGAAGAAGGGACAGGGGAUCGGGAUUUGGUUCGACAUCCUGGAGACCAUCACCAAGAUAGCUGUAAUAAGUAACGCGUUUUUGAUAGCGUUCACAUCAGAUUUUCUGCCUCGUCUCUACUACCGCUACACUCGCCAAAUUGACCUAACUGGCUACAUUAACUUCACCUUGGCAUACUCUCCCCCCAGCUUCAUCCACCAGAACCACACCAUGUGCAGGUACAGGGAGUUCAGGGAUACCAGUGGCCACUUGACCCUAACGUAUUGGAACCUGAUGGCUAUUCGUUUUGGCUUUGUCAUUGUUUUUGAGCAUGUCGUGUUCUUCAUUGCACGAAUGAUCGACUUGCUUGUCCCAGAUGUGCCUGAAUCGGUAGAAAUAAAGAUGAAGAGGGAACAGUACAUGGCAAAGCAAGCCCUGGCUGAGAACCAGGCUCUCUUGAAACAAGUCAAAAGUCCGGUUGGAUUUCGCAAGCCAAGACCACAAGAAAGUGGGACUGCCACAGACCUACAGGAUUUGCUUCCCAUCCCAGAGGAUAAACAGCUUUAG
Pristis pectinata (smalltooth sawfish) is the source of this 3111-nucleotide messenger RNA. Its product is annotated as anoctamin-7-like. Lineage: Eukaryota; Metazoa; Chordata; Chondrichthyes; Rhinopristiformes; Pristidae. Gene Ontology annotation, cellular component: plasma membrane. The record is from RefSeq and is a predicted model, not a curated record. Gene Ontology annotation, molecular function: chloride channel activity; protein dimerization activity. The transcript has 25 exons. Gene Ontology annotation, biological process: chloride transmembrane transport; calcium activated phospholipid scrambling.